This is a messenger RNA of Frankliniella occidentalis (western flower thrips), 2156 nucleotides long. RefSeq lists its product as uncharacterized. The record is from RefSeq and is a predicted model, not a curated record. Gene Ontology annotation, molecular function: protein binding. NCBI's taxonomy places the organism in Eukaryota, Metazoa, Arthropoda, Insecta, Thysanoptera, Thripidae. Bases 178 to 1563 code for a protein of 461 amino acids. The transcript has 2 exons.
AGCGCUGACCGAGCGAGACGUGUCGAGACAAGCCGUCACCCGCCACCCGCAGCGUCAAAACAGUGCGUCGUGCGUCGUGUCAAGGUCGAAUGUAGCCGCACCGGCCGAGUUGCGCCUAAAUAAACGAGAGUGAGUUUUACCUGUACCCGAGUGAUUCGUCUGUCCCCGAGUGUCAUCAUGGAGUCUACGGCACAACCCGCGACCGGAGCGAGCCCUGCUCGAGAGGUUUCGGAGAGCCCGGACUGCCUCGACCUCCUCCCGGACGACGCGGUUGUGGAAGUGCUCAGGCACCUUGGUGACGAGGACCUCCUUGAGUGCCGCCUCGUCUGCAAGAGGCUCCGGGACCUGGUGAUGCUGCCUUCCGUGUGGCGCCACGUGCGAGUGGAGACACCCUCCUGCCUGGUACUCUGCCGGAUGCCACGCCUGGCCUCCCUGAGGGUGGACGCCAUAGGGCGCUGCAACCAUCUUCUUACGACGAGGUGUGCCGUGCGAGAGCUGAUCCUGUUUGGCGGGGACGAUGAUGCCAAAGACUCGGACCGCAAAAUGCAGAUCAUGGCGGUCCAGGAAUCGCUCGGACAGUUAAGAAGGUUGGAAUUGGACCUAGACUACUCUGACAGCGGGCCGCACGUACGUGUUGCAUGGCUGCAGGCCAUUGCGUCAGUUUCCGGGCUCGAGUUCCUCGAGGUGGGCGUCAACUCCGCUCUUACUAGGGGUUACUCCCUAUAUCCAGCUCCCAUGGCGAGCUCUCUGAAGACAUUUUGGUGCACUGCCUACGAAGGAAUGGACGCCUUUGUGAAUUGCAUCCUGGCGACGCAUGCCUCGACACUAGAGGACGUUUCCGCAAUGACGUGGAUUUGCAGCUUUGACACCGCUCGCCUGCUUGGAGGGAUGCCCAACCUUCGGUCAGUGAGCUGCAAGAUUCUGCCAGGCAUGGACGCCCUGCUUGAGUGCGGGUCGCUGAGGGACCUUGAGGUGAUUUUGGACUGUGAAUGGCAGUAUGACGAUACCGAUGAUGAUGAAAUAUGGGGGGUAGUCGAGCUGCUCCGUCGAGCAAACCAGCUCAGUUUCCUUUGUCUAAUCCUGGAGACUGAUUCUGAAGGCGCCAUUGACUUUCUUGCGGAGAUGGUCGACGCCCUGGGCUCUUCCGUCCGGGCGCGCUUGGAGGAGUUCCGCAUUAGUCUUGACAUUGUCUCCUGCCGGCUGGACGCUCAUCUGCCGGUGCAGGUGUCAUUGUUGAGAGCCCUGCCAAUGCUCCCAGCCCUGCGAGAGCUGAAGGUGGACUGGGAGUCCGACGAACUGCUGCAGGGGAUCACCCCCAAGACCGCCCCGUCCCUGCGGAGCCUGACUCUUCAGCUACCCCUCAUGACACGCCUUAAAGCUUGGGUGCUGAAGACCUCGACCAGGAAGCUGCUGUUACAGAACUCCUCCCUCCACGUGAAAGCUACAGAUUAUAUGUAUAAAAACACUGCCAGCCUCGUCUCGCACUCCUUAGACCAUUGCCCAUCUGUGAAGUAUCACUCUGCUGAAAAUACCUGGAUCUAUUUCGAUAGGGAUGAGAAUUGAAUAAAUAGUUGUCCAAGUGUUUCAAUGUUUCAUCAAUUUAUCGAUAACUUUAAUUAUCUCCUUUAAAUGACGUGUUUUUCUUUGACCGUUCUUUAUUUAGUUAAUUUUCUCAGCAUAUGUUAGAAUAUUUCGAAUUUGAGGCAAAUUAAGUGGUUUAAAGUCCCCCUUUUAAAUUUUGCACCGCAUUAUCAUAUAUCAUAUAUAUCCUAUGUUAGUCGCUGCUUGUUUCGAAAAUUUCAAUCUCUCAACACUACUGGCUCAUGUUUAAUAUUUUCGUAGCUCAAUGUUCUUUAUAAGUUAAUUUUUCAUGUUUGAUCUGCCUGGUGUCCUUGCAGCAAGUAUGUAUGACGUACGAACUGUUUCUUUCUGGGAUAGAGAUCGACGAAUCUUUUUCGGAAGCGGUUCUAAACGGUUUGCGACGGUGGGGGCUCCAGAACGGAACAUGAGGUAAAAUCUAACCAUAUUUGCAUAGAGGCAUUCCAUUUCGAAUUUACAGGAGUCAAAAGUGACCCUUGACGAUUUCGCCCGUUAUUUGUCCAUUAGUUGUCUACUAAAAGAAGAGUAUUCAGUAAAAAUCUUAGCCCUGUGGGACA